AUGCAAUCGUCCUCUAACAUACCUGUAUUUGAUGUUUUUAAUCCAAUAAUACCUUCGAGUAUUAACAUCUCCGAAUUACCUUUCCACUCACAAGUACAAUGGUCUCAUAAUUUAAUUUACUCUUCCUCUCUGAAUCAAUCACUAAAUUCAUCAACUCCGUACACAAAUUCUACAUUAAAUUCCAAUGUUACUCUCAUGCUCUUUUUAACAUCCUUCUCGGCCACUGUUGAAGUUGUGAUUGCAUGUUCUAUCGGUGCCAUCAUGGUUUUUACAGGGAUUUUAACACCCGAUAGAGUACAAUUUCUUAGUCAACUUAUAUUCAAUGUUUUUAGUCCUACUUUUAAUAUGCAUGCCUUAUCUAGAGCUAUUAGUGUUGAUUCUAUUUAUUCAUUGUGGAUGCUUCCUAUCAUUAACCUUAUUAACACUAUCAUUGGUAAUCUUAUUGGAAGAAUUGUCUUUUUCAAAAGGUUUUGGAGAGGAACUUUAUCAGAAGAACAACAAUCAGUUCAAUUUGUCACUCAAACUUUUAGUAAUGGUGUUACAAUUCCAUUGGUUUUUAUGAGUGCAAUUUGUAAAAUCACAGCUGGAACUUUAUUUAAUAUUGAUGAGGAUGAAGCAGUGCAAUCUGCUAUGGCUUUUAUUAAUGUUUACACAUUGCCAAGUAUCUUUUUGUUUUGGUCGUAUGGUGUUGUGGCAUUGACACCCCCAAAAGAAGAGGAUGAAAAACCCAAGAUUCAAUCCAAAGUUUCAACACCUGAAGGAGAAGAGGAACAACAUUUGGCAUCUCUUGAAGAACAUGAAGAUCAUUCAACAGAGCUCAAGGAGGAUUUGAAUGAUAAUUUACAAAGUGUAGAUAUUGAAGCUCCAAAGGAAAGUGAUGAUCAUCUUUCGAGUGCAAUUGAGGAAAGUCCUAGACCAACAACUUUCAAGGAAAAGCUUUUAAAAAUCUGGAAUGGAGAUAGAGCAAAGAGAUUCAAAUUUAUUUUGAAACAAACAAUUAAUGGACCAGUGAUAGCUUUAACAUUGGGAACAAUUAUUGGAUUGAUUCCACCUGUAAAACAAUUUCUCAUUACAGAUCCACCUCUGGUAGUUAGUGCAUUUGUGCAUACACUUUCAUUAUUUGCAAGUGGAAUUUUCCCUAUUAGUAUGAUUAUUCUUGGAGCUAAUGUUGCAAUGACAUUACAAGUUUCCAUCAAAGCUAGUGCUCAAUCUGAGCAAGGACUUAGUAGAACAGAGAAAUUAAAAAAAUUCCUCAAUCCACUCUACACAUUGAAAUGGAUCAGAAGAACUUUUAUCAAUUUCAAUAAUCCACUAGCAUUAUUCAUUUCAGUAUUUAUCAAAUUGGGUAUUAUGCCAUUGUUGGGAGUUGGAAUCAUUUACUUGGGAACUAAUGUACUUCAAGUCAUUCCACCAAAUCCUGUAUUGAUUUUAACAAUUCUUGUAGAAUGGUCUGUACCAAUGGCUAUGGCUUCAACAACAUUGAGUUCUAUCAAUAAGGACUUUGGACAAAGACAAAUUUGUGAAUUGUUAUUGUUCAAUUAUAUUUUGGCUCCAUUUACAUUAUCUCUCUAUUGUUGGUGGUUCCUUAACUUGUGUUGCCAAUUUACACAAUGUAUUCAAUAAGCAGUAUUACUCUAAUUCCAUAUUAGUUAAAAUUAAGUUAAUAACACAAGAAAAUUCCAUAUUU
This is a messenger RNA of Naegleria gruberi, 1687 nucleotides long. RefSeq lists its product as uncharacterized. NCBI's taxonomy places the organism in Eukaryota, Heterolobosea, Eutetramitea, Acrasida, Naegleriidae. Bases 1 to 1623 code for a protein of 540 amino acids. The transcript has 5 exons. Gene Ontology annotation, cellular component: membrane. Gene Ontology annotation, biological process: endoplasmic reticulum to cytosol auxin transport. The record is from RefSeq and is a predicted model, not a curated record.